This is a messenger RNA of Rhopilema esculentum, 2688 nucleotides long. RefSeq names its product synaptotagmin-5. NCBI's taxonomy places the organism in Eukaryota, Metazoa, Cnidaria, Scyphozoa, Rhizostomeae, Rhizostomatidae. The record is from RefSeq and is a predicted model, not a curated record. Gene Ontology annotation, molecular function: calcium ion binding; clathrin binding; SNARE binding. Gene Ontology annotation, biological process: calcium-ion regulated exocytosis. Gene Ontology annotation, cellular component: exocytic vesicle; plasma membrane.
AUAUUUGUGCAAUCAAAGCUGUGUUUCCCAUUUUAGAGACUGCACUUCUGUUUAGCUGUGCCUGAAUUCAAAUCAGAAAACUUUUCACAAAAGCAUUUCACGGUUGAUGGGUGACGACAAACCAAGCCAGUCGUGGGAGAUUGUUUCACACAAAUGUUGACAUAAUUGGGUCUUGUUAUGAUAUUCACAAAAGAACUUUCAGAAAUCUUUGACAACCGAACGUAUUACUUCAACAAUUGUUUGACGUUCUUCAAGGCUAAGGGGCAAAAUAUAACCGGGCAAUUAUCGAUGUAUGAUUCAUGGUUUCUAGAGAAGUCAAGACGCAUGCAUUACUUUGUAAAUAAUAUCGUUGAUUGACAAGAAAGAAGAUUGUAAUAGUACAGUACCAGGCAGGUCCACAAUACAGUACCCUGAAAAGAAAUGUGUCGUUUUGUUUCUGUAGAAACUGCAUGCUUUCACGUGCAGAUUUGUUGACAAGAAGACCAAACUUAACCAUGCCUGUAGACCAAUUUCACGAGCUGAUUGUUUUGUAUCGACGUUGGCCUAGGAUUUCGACAAGAGCCAUCUGAACAACUAGGCACCAAGGCAACUACGAUGGGGCAGUCUGAUGAUCAAGUCAAGGAAGAGAUACUGCUGGCUGUAUCCAUAUCCCUGGGAGCCUUGUUUUUUGCUACAGUUAUAACUCUUAUCAUUGCGAGGUUUUAUAAACAGAUUCGAGGCUGCUGUCAAUCAUGCUGUCUUUCCGAUGAAACAGACAACAACAACACCAGUACAUCGUUCUUUGGUACCAAAAGUCCAGGUGACCCGAAGCCAGUCAUUCCAUACACAAAAUUAGCCGAGCGACGUAAAGAAGCUUUAGAAACCAAGAAAUCGGUUAAAAAAAGAUCACCAAUCUUUCUUCCUUCGGUAGACAACCAAUUCAUUAUUCCAGGAUUAUUUUAUUCUAACCAGAUACAGCCUGAACUAAAAUUGCCGAUAAGAGCUGAAACGAAUGGCGGUAGAAAUUCGUCGUUGUCUUCCCACCCUAUGCCCCCUGUAAGUCGAAGACAUACAGCCUCAGUUGCUUCCUUGCCGGCGAAUUUCUCCCCCCGACUUGCUGGACGAAUAAUAAAUGGCCAGCCGGACCACAAUUUCCUCUCUUCGGAGGAAGAUAACGAGUCUGGAGAACUUCCAUCAACUAAGCCGUCGAUUUCUUUAGAAGAUAUAGCAUCUUUUGAUAUGAAACCGGAGAUGUAUAAUAUUGCUCGUCAAAGAACUCUCGGGGUUGGUCAACUUGGCAAGCUGCACGUGUCUAUGCAGUACGAAGAUAAGUCGAGGAAAAAAAUGAAUAUCAUCAUUAAUGAGCUCACGAAACUCCAGGCUAUGCGUCCGGACGUUGUAAGUAUUUACGCCAGUGUCGUGCUGUUGCCAGAGAGGGAGUCGAUCUACACAACAAAGCAACACAAAGCAGCCGCAAACGCAACCGUGGCGGAGAAAUUUGUUUUCUCUUCGAAGCCAAUGAACCGUGACUUUGAAUCUAAAACAGCUCUCUUCUUAGUCCAUCAUGUAGACAGGGCUGGAAAAGACGUGGUAUACGGAGAAUCCCGAAUGCCGUUAUUGUGCAGAGAGAUCUACAGUCAAGUAUCCACAGAUGUCACGUUGAAUAUCAAAUGUGCUUCAAUGCAGAGUGAAUUUGGGGAUCUUUUGGUACAGAUGAUUUACCUUGAUUCUGGGACACUGGAUGUCAUGAUCAAGAUGAUCAAAGUGCCCCAAAGCAUGUCGUUGGAGAACAUGUCAGGCCUAAAUUUCAAAUGCUACGCAAGAAAGUUCGGAAGUCGAACUGGAAAGAAAACGACAAUAGCGAAGAGGCUUGAGGGAUCGCCUGAAUACUCAAGCGAUAUAAACAGAGAGUGCAAAUUCAGAAUCCCGCGUGAGGAUUUUAUGGAUCAUGACAUCACUUGUUCUGUCGGUGGGAAACACAAAAUUUUAGGAAAGAAAUUGCAUCUAGGGAAAGUUGUGAUUGGAAAUGGAAGCAAAGACGAGACGGGGGUGGUGCAUUGGAAAACGAUAUUUGCCUCCCCUGGCAUUGCCUGGGCAGUGUGGCACCCUAUUUACAGUUCUUAGAAUUUUGGAUUCAUUUGCAUUUGGUCAAAUGUUAUGGACCGUGGUAAGCCAAUAGGAACGAUGGUGAUCCUGGUCGGGUAGAUGUUAACCAAUUACAAUCUUCAAAUGUCUUAUGCGAUUGAAGAAUAAUGUUAAAUUAGCCCAGAUUCGAAAGAUGCCUCAAAACGUAGCCUUUUAUGAACGUGUCUGACCCACUGGAUCACCUCCAUCCACAUCUAACUUUUUUUACUGCUGCAGGAUUGUUGGCAACUGAGCCUAAAUUGUACGCGAAAGAGAUUCGUGCAAAUUUUAACUAUUACCCUGCAUAUAAAUGCAUGCUUCUUUAUGCAUAAAACCGCGUAUGAAUAUUAUAACAAAGUUUUUUUCUGAUUAAACAUUUGCUCGGUUAGAAAAAGAAAACUUUGAUAACUUCACUUAUUCGAUCUCUAUAAUAACUUCUGCUCAAAAAGCCAACACAGCGCCAAGUUGUCAAUAAUCUGCAGCGUAUAUGUAGUUCUAGACACUUGACUAGGCCAGCUCCAGCAAUAGCAUUUCAAAUUUGCAAUUGUAUUUAAUCGUAUUUGCAAUUUCAAAUUUUCAAUAUCA